GCCAUUAUGUGACGUCAUUAUGGCCUGGUUGGGUUAGGUUUGCUUGGAAAUUUUUGUUAAAAGUCUUGUAUUUUAGUGUAUUAUAUGUUGUGCUACUUAUUUUAGAUUAGUAAUACAAAUACCUCAUUCAGUAGCAGUAAUUCUGGUGCCAAGAAGUGAUUAUUUCGGCGACAUUUUGUGGCGAAAAUGAAUCGCCAUGAAGGAGUCAGCUGUGAUUCUUGUUUGAAAAAUAACUUUAGAGGACGACGAUACAAAUGUUUGAUAUGCAUCGAUUACGACUUAUGUGCCGCUUGUUAUGAGUCUGGCGCAACAACAAACCAACAUACAACAGAGCAUCCCAUGCAAUGUAUUCUUUCCAGAAGUGACUUUGACUUGUACUAUGGUGGAGAAACACUGACCUUGGAACAGCCACAAGCUUACACAUGUCCAUUUUGCAAUCGCAUGGGCUUUACAGAUGCAGCUCUCAUGGAACAUGUCACUGCAGAACAUGCAGACACUACACUUGCUGUAGUGUGUCCAGUGUGUGCAUCUAUGCCUGGUGGAGAACCAAAUUUUGUGACUGAUGACUUUGCAGGCCACCUAACACUUGAACACCGAACUGGACCUCGGGAUCUUAUAUCUUUUCUGGACGAGCCAAGUGGCAUCCGACACGGUGGCGUGCGUCGUAUGCCGCCCUCAGGCCGCGGCGUGAGUCGCGCGCGUCGUACCAACAUGCAAUUCAGGUCGUUUAGCACGAGCGGCGGCAUCUCGUCGCUGUCGCCGUCGUCGCGCGACGCGGUCGUCGACCCCAUAGCGGAGCUGCUGUCGCAGCUGUCAGGCGUGCGGCGCGGCGCGCAACCCGGCACGCCGAGCCAGCUGCAGCAGCUGCAGAUGCAGCUACAGCUCGAGCGGCAGCAGGCCACUGCGGCCCGACAACAGUUGGAACGGCUUCCCCGGCGGCCAGCAGCGGCGUCUUCGAGCUGCGCCAGUGCUCCUCCGCCUGCACCCCAGCCCGCAGCUCACCCGCCUCCGCAGCCUGAAGCUGCCGAUUCGCAGUUCCUUCUUGCCGGAUUCCUCGGUGCUACGAACGGAACAGACCCCGCGGAGACGGAGUCUCGCGCGACGCUCCUGCGAGGGCUGAUGCUGUCGUCGCUGGGUCGAGUGGCCCCCGCUCCGCCGCCCCCCGCGCCGCGCGCGCCCGCUCCCGCGCCCGCCCCCGCCCCCGCGCCUGCGCCGUGCGAAGCCGACGCGCGUCGCGCGCCGCCGCCCGCGCAACCCCCGCCGCGAGCCAAGCCACAGCCGCGCACCAAGGUACCCGCGCCGCCCGACCCGCCCGCCGUGCCCACACGCCCGCGCCCCGUCUGACCGCCGCCGGUGUUGCAGGAGGCGGUGGCCGCGGGGGCGGCGGCGCGCGCGCUGCCCGAGCGCAGGUAGGAGCGCGCCCCCGCGCCCCGCCGCGAUCGCCCGCCGCCUCCCAAGCGAAACGCUGCACCGCGUACGGACCUCGGUAGAUGAAACUAUUUAAUGUUCGUUCGUUAGGCAUUACGGUAGUCUAUGUAUUAUUAUUUAUCUCGGCGCGCCGACGGAUCCGAACGAACCGGUCGACUCGCGUUCGCGCUCGGGUGGUGAAGUUCGCGGCCGUCGAUGUUAGUGAGUAUCCGUUGUAAAUAUGGAGUUGCAGGCACGUCGCACGUCACGUUCGGACCGGUGACGUCCGUUAACCGGUUUUACUACGUUGUUUUUCGCUAACACUUAUUAGUGGAUGCUUAUGUUUGUUUUGUUGGCUUUCGAAAUAUCAGUGUGAUUUCCUUUAUUAUAGAGAAUACUUAAUAGUUAUGGAAUGUUUUAAUCGAUUUAAACUACACAUAAGAUGAAAACAAGAUCAGAGAACGACUGUUAGUUAUAAUAAAUGUGUAAGAGAGGAGUCUACCAUUGUAACCCACUGUAUUCGAUAUUAGCUCGAAAGAGAGAGACAAAAAGCAGUAUUGAUUGAGAGUAAUUUUUUAUGAGAUUAUGUUUUGUUGUCAAAUAUUUAUAUUUAGAGUAAAUAGAUACAUGUAUUUUUAUAAAAGCAACUACUAACACUAUGCUUUAUAUAUUUAUUAUUAGGGCUCCUCUCCAUCAUCUUAUUCUUUAGUAAAUCAAAUGAAAAGCUACUUACACUAAAAAUUGUCACUAGCUAUUCAAAAGUGCUUAUUAGUUUGAUCAUUAUACUCCAACAUUACAAAAUGUUUGUAUGUACCCUAAUUAAAUUCUAUAAUAUUA
Molecule: messenger RNA, 2244 nt
Organism: Nymphalis io (European peacock)
Lineage: Eukaryota; Metazoa; Arthropoda; Insecta; Lepidoptera; Nymphalidae
Gene: Kcmf1
Product: E3 ubiquitin-protein ligase Kcmf1
Exons: 8
Coding region: 187-1344 (385 amino acids)
Biological process (GO): synaptic signaling
Cellular component (GO): plasma membrane
Molecular function (GO): zinc ion binding
Source: RefSeq, a predicted model, not a curated record